This is a messenger RNA of Eufriesea mexicana, 629 nucleotides long. RefSeq lists its product as uncharacterized. Bases 104 to 418 code for a protein of 104 amino acids. The record is from RefSeq and is a predicted model, not a curated record. Lineage: Eukaryota; Metazoa; Arthropoda; Insecta; Hymenoptera; Apidae. The transcript has 2 exons.
GUUCGCACGAAAUGGCUCCACGUGUCUCGACGUGUUCCUUGCUGUUGACUAUGGCACGCGUCAGUGGAACGUGAAUCGUUGGACAAGAAAUUAAACCUGUAGUAUGGAGUUCUACGGAGUCAACGGAGGGGAAGGAGAGGAAAGAGACACGCGAGUUUUAGAAUUGCAGAGAGCUCCACGACCAAUGUGUAAAUUCGCGGAUGAAAAUAAGCUACCUGCUGUUUUCCGUUUCACGGAGUGGAUAGUGAUUCGCGGAAGAAAGGAGUGGAAGGAGAAAAGAAAUAUGCAAGAACCUGCAGGACCAGCAGCAACAUCCGUCACCGGCGCACUUCCGUUCACUCGUCUUCCCCGAUUGGUAUCGCGUUUCCCAGGGCGACAUCGGUUCUCACGGGGAACAAACGCGUUUGCACGGCCCUGACGCGCCGCUCCGCUCGAAGCCUUCGAUGGUAUUCCGGCGCGCGUACGCGAGCGGAUCGCGAUGCGUUCGGGCCAUUUUCACGCGUCACCGUGCCGACGACUUUCACUUUGUUUCCUGUAGCUGCAGGCGCGCCUAAUAUUCGAUUGUUUCGCGCAUUUCGAGACGAUCUGGACGGUACCGUCGUCGCAGACAUCGUCGACGUCGUUGAUGA